GGAAGAAGACAGCCCGGUGGGCUCGGCCCAAAAGAAAAAGGAUAAGACGAGUUGGAUUCAUCCCUCCACCUCCAAGACGGCGGCUGCUCUCCGAAAUAGCAACCCGUCGCCGGCGCAGCGAUCUCCCUACUUCCCGAUGUAGGCAGCUGGAUGAACGAUCGAAGUUUGAUUUGGUAAAUAGCUCCUACUCUUCAUCUAUCUCUUAGGAUAUUCGUAUUUCAGGUUCGGGAUGUGCUUCCAGUCCAGAUGACUGUGCAACGCCUUUGAAUUCCAAAUCUUGUGUGUACUGUGUAUCACCGGCUCCCGUCCGUUGGCCUUGGAUAGAAAAUGACUCGUACCAGAAGUGGAACCCUGUGCAUCCAACUCUGGGAGCCUUUUGGGGGAUGGGAUUGGGAAUCGGCUGUGGCGUCGGCUGGGGACCUGGAUUCGGCCCUGAGGUGAUUGGUUACGUUGGCGCUGGCUGCGGGGUUGGCUUCAGUGUAGGCUUCACUUUCGCAGGGGUAGGGGUCGGCCUCCCUGCUAACCACCUCAUUCAAGCUCCUUACAAUGCUGUUGAGGCAACGAGACACAAUGUGUUAGCUGUGGCUCCUUUUGUUGUUGGAUUGCAUAGAGAGGCUAGUGGGAGACUGGAUAGCUUUGGUAAGAAAUUGCAGGCGGACAAAGGGUUGUUGUUAGGCAGCUUGGACUUAAACUCGAUGAGGGAUCAAUGGUCGAUCCAUAGUAGAUCGUUUUCAAGAGCGCUAGAAACUUGUACCAGUCGCUUGCUUCCCCCUCGCAAAGGUUCAGACGAUUAGGUUAAACGUGCUUCUUUCCAUGUCUCAACCUCGUUGUGGUUCUUGUGAAGAGAAGAAGGAAAACCUGGUUAACUUUGUGCUCUGAAGAUGAUAUUAUAGCCAAUUGUUGUUGUAUUGUGUUCUAUUGUACUAUAUUGUUGUAAAGUGGUAGAUCUCAUCCUUUUGUUGAAUUUUUGUUAGUUAGCUACAUUUGCAAUAACAAUUCCACUGCUUGUUGAAUCAUCCAUUUCCUGGGAACCUCUUUUACAGAGAAGAUACAAUCCAAUGGCUGUUGAUUACUUGCAAAUGGAAAGCAAAAUCACCAGCAUUACCUCUUCCCACCAAUAAUGGCAACAAAAAGUAACAAUUCAU
Messenger RNA from Linum tenue, 1145 nucleotides. The record is from the annotation of a GenBank genome assembly. Lineage: Eukaryota; Viridiplantae; Streptophyta; Magnoliopsida; Malpighiales; Linaceae.